Molecule: messenger RNA, 6917 nt
Organism: Brachypodium distachyon (stiff brome)
Lineage: Eukaryota; Viridiplantae; Streptophyta; Magnoliopsida; Poales; Poaceae
Product: helicase and polymerase-containing protein TEBICHI
Exons: 27
Coding region: 85-6249 (2054 amino acids)
Biological process (GO): DNA-templated DNA replication; double-strand break repair
Molecular function (GO): ATP binding; DNA-directed DNA polymerase activity; DNA binding
Source: RefSeq, a predicted model, not a curated record
CCCCCCUCCCGGCCUCCCCCCUUUCAAACUAAAACGGCACACAGCACACCGCCUUCCGCCUCCGCCCUCCCCCUCCCCUUCGCAAUGGCGUCGGGCUCCUCCCGAGGUCAAGUGGACAAGUUCUUCUCGGCCAAGAAGCGGAGGUCCUCGUCGCGCAAGGACGAGCCCUUGCCGUUCGGGUCGCAGCAUGGAAGCCCUGGGGGCGCGAAGGGGUCCCUGGCGGGGUACCUUGUCCGGUCCCCUUCCGCCGCGGCGGCGGCGGCGGCGGCGGGUUCUCAGGGUGUUGGGGACGAGGGCGCCAGGAGGAGCCUCUCGGCCGCGAUGGAUGUCGAUGUCUGCAAUUCCGCGGCUGCGACGGCGGGCUAUGGUGACGAUUUGGAGAUGAACCGCAGUUCUAUCCCGUCUGUUAUGUGUGAUGCUGGCGAGGGCGAACCAGACAAGAAACAGAAGAGGAGCGCGGGCCACAUUCCCUGCAGCGGUAGAUCCGUCAAAAAGCAGUGCAUUGCUCAUUCUGGUGCCUUCGAAGUUCCAAAGGUUAUUCAUGGCAGUGGUUCUGAGCCUCUCGAGGAAUUAGGCGAGGUAGCAAAGUUGAGCAAUGAGGGGUUUGGAGGCUUGCAAAGAUGUAGCUUUACCCCAAAUACUGCACAGAAAAAGGUUGAGUUUUCUGUACCACCUGGACAGACCCCAAAAUCUGCGUCCUCCCUGGUUUCACCAGGGGAGGACUUCUGGAAUGCUGCGAUCGAAUUUGCUGAUGGCAUCUCUGCUCUGGCUGACAAGGGUCCUAGAAGGGCAUACCAUGAUGUGACAGAGGACAAGUCAUCUUGUCCAGUUGCACUGUGUUCAAAGACUCUUCCUAUAUCAGGAAAGGAUGAUUUCGACUGUGAAAAUACAGUAGGAAGCAAUGUUACGAAGCAGAUGGACGAGUCUUCAAAUAAAGUAGAAUUAGUGGCAACAACUAGGCACCAUAAAAACAACUCUCCGUUGCCUGUGAAGCAUUUGAACUUCUUUCAUGAGGAUGAGAUUCAAGUUUCAAGCUUGGAAGGUAAAGAAAAAGGUGGCACUUUUUCUGGAAAUGUUCAAGUGGAUCAGGGUAAGCUGAAGGACAAUUGCUUUCCUAGAAUGGAAAACCUCCGGCAUUCUGUAGAUGACUUGAAGACAAUUACUUUUGACCCACACACUAAUUCUCCGAUCAUGAUUCCUAGUGAGGGUUUGUUCAAGUCAAACAUGGUAGGGAAGGGUCAUUCAACUGAAAUGGGUGGAGAAGGUUGUUGUAUGGUUAAGACUGACCUCAAUCAACUGACCCAUGGUGAGACUAAAUCGCUUCCUGCAUAUUCAAAUUGUCGCAAGCCUUGCAGAGAUUCCCAGAGCAAAUUUGCUUCUCAAAGAGUGGAAGUGAGCACUCCUACUAGCUCUGUUCCUCUGAAGGACCACUCCAAGCUCUCAAGUUGGCUCCCUCCCCAGCUUUGUGCUGUAUACAUGAAAAAAGGCAUUUCAGAGCUGUAUCCAUGGCAGGUAGAAUGUUUACUCGUGGACGGUGUCUUAGAGAAACGCAAUCUUGUAUACUGUGCAUCUACGAGUGCUGGUAAAAGUUUUGUUGCUGAAGUUCUGAUGUUGAGGCGAAUAUUGUCCAGUGGAAAUAUAGCAAUUCUUGUCCUUCCAUAUGUUUCAUUAUGUGCUGAAAAGGCUGCACAUCUCGAGCAACUUCUUGAGCCAUUGGGUAGGCAUGUCCGUAGCUUCUAUGGAAAUCAGGGGGGAGGGUCACUUCCUAAAGAUACAUCAGUUGCUGUAUGUACCAUAGAGAAGGCAAAUUCUUUGGUAAACAAGUUGUUGGAGGAUGGCCGCCUUUCUGAACUUGGUAUAAUUGUAAUAGAUGAGCUUCAUAUGGUUGGUGAUCAGCACAGAGGCUACCUUUUGGAGCUGAUGCUGACAAAGCUUCGGUAUGCAGCUGGUGAAGGCAAUUCAGAGUCAUCUAGUGGAGAAAAUUCGAGUUCUAGCAGUGGGAAGACGGGUGCCACUCAUGGAUUGCAGAUCAUUGGUAUGAGUGCUACUAUGCCAAAUGUUGCAGCCGUAGCUGAUUGGCUUCAAGCUGCACUUUAUCAAACUACCUUUCGACCUGUCCCACUGGAGGAAUUCAUCAAAGUUGGUAAUCAAUUAUUUGAUAAAGACAUGAAUAUUGUCCGAGUACUACCAAAAGUAGCUGAUCUUGGUGGUAAGGAUCCAGAUCAUAUUGUUGAGUUGUGUAAUGAGGUUAUUCUGGAGGGUCAUUCUGUUCUUUUAUUUUGCUCCAGCCGGAAAGGCUGUGAAUCAACUGCAAGACACAUUGCGAAGUACUUGAAAGUAGCUUAUGUUCACUCAAAAGAAGUUAGUUCAGAGUUCCAAGAUGCUGCAUCUGCAGUUGAAGCCUUGAAGAGGUGUCCUGCUGGGUUAGAUCCUGUACUGGAAGAAACCCUUCCUUGUGGUGUUGCAUACCACCAUGCUGGUCUCACGGUUGAGGAGAGGGAGAUUGUGGAAACAUGCUACCGUAAAGGUCUUGUCCGAGUUUUGACUGCCACUUCAACUUUAGCUGCUGGAGUAAACUUGCCUGCCAGACGAGUUAUAUUCAGGCAACCUAGGAUAGGUCGUGAUUUCAUUGAUGGGACUCGCUAUAGACAGAUGGCUGGUCGUGCUGGUCGAACUGGGAUAGACACAAAAGGAGAGAGUAUACUUGUAUGUAAGCCUGAAGAGGUAAAGAGGAUUACAGGUAUUAUUAGAAGUGAGUGCCCUCCUUUGCAGUCAUGCCUGUCAGAAGACAAAAAUGGAAUGACUCAUGCAAUCAUGGAAGUUGUUGCUGGUGGGAUUGUGCAAACCGCAAGUGAUAUCCAUCGUUAUGUGAGGUGUACAUUGCUUAACUCCACCAAACCUUUUGACGAUGUUGUAAAAUCUGCUCAAGACUCCCUUCGUUGGUUGUGCCAUAAAAGGUUUGUUGAGUGGAACAAUGACACCAAAAUAUACUCCACCACUCCACUUGGGCGAGCAUGUUUUGGUAGUUCCCUUAACCCUGAGGAGUCACUGGUUGUGCUUGAUGAUCUUUCAAGGGCAAGAGAAGGUUUUGUUCUGGCAUCUGACUUGCAUUUAGUCUACUUGGUAACCCCCACAAAUGUAGAUGUUGAACCUGAUUGGGAAUUAUAUUACGAGAGGUUCAUGCAACUGUCUUCUCUUGAGCAGUCAGUUGGCAACCGGGUUGGAGUAAUAGAACCUUUCUUGAUGCACAUGGCUCAUGGGGCAGCAAUGCCUGUUCGUGGCAAGUCCAAGAAAAACACCAGUGGAGGUUCAAAUUCUCUUAUUAAUGAGCAGUCACUUAGAGUGUCCAAGCGCUUUUAUGUUGCCUUGAUGAUUUCAAGGCUUGCUCAGGAGAUUCCUGUCACCGACGUUUGUGAAUCGUUUAAAGUUGCCAGGGGUACAAUUCAAGCCUUGCAGGAAAAUGCUGGCAGGUUUGCUUCAAUGGUUGCUGCCUUUUGUCAGAGACUUGGUUGGCUUGAUUUAGAAGGCCUUGUCGCCAAGUUCCAAAACCGUGUCUCGUUUGGAGUUAGGGCAGAGAUUGCAGAACUUACAUCAAUUCCAUUCGUCAAGGGCUCACGUGCAAGGGCCCUUUAUAACUCUGGUUUGCGUACACCUGUUAACAUUGCUGAAGCAUCUGUUCUGCAAAUCGCGAAAGCUCUUUUCGAAUCUUCUACUUGGUCUGGUCAAGAUGAUUCUGGUUUAAGACGAAUGCAAUUGGGUAUAGCCAAGAAAGUAAAAAAUGGAGCUCGCAGAAUUGUUCUUGAAGAGGCCGAAGCAGCCAGGGUAGCAGCAUUCUCAGCUUUCAAAUCCCUUGGAGUAGAAGUUCCUCAGUUUACCACACCUCUACUCCCAGCAAGUGAGGACUCUCCACCCCGAGAAAUCACUGUUCCCCCUGGUGGAGAUCAUGCUAAGUGCCAUGAGUCAGCAUUAGGGACACAUCUCGGUGAUGAUAUAAACAUCUGCUUUGAUUAUGUUGAUCAAAGGGCUUCUACAGAGAUUUUAGUGGAGGAUAUUCACCCUAUUUCUUUGAUUCAAAUAAAAGCGAGCGAAGGAAUAGAGAAUAAUGUCAGCAUGGCUACUAUGCAAGAAGAAGCAUCACCUUUAUCGACAGAAAUUAUUGAUAAGUUGCCUAGCAGAAAUGUGGCCGAGAAAGGUCCCGUCAAUGCAUAUAGCUUCCCUGGAGGGUUCGAUAGUUUCCUUGAUCAAUGGUCUUCAGUUAAUGAGUUUACUUUUGAUCUUCAUUUUGUUAGGAAAUCAACUAAACUAUCUUCGGCCAUUUUUGAAAUUCUUGGAUUGGCCGUUUGUUGGGAAAAUUCACCCAUCUACUACUGCAAUUUCCCGAAAGACCUUGCCACAACUAGUAACAAUGAUUCUGUCCAAAUAUGGGAAGAAUUUAACAGAAGGUGGAGUAGAAUUGUUGGCAUUAUGCAGCAAAAGAGUGUCAAGAAAAUGACAUGGAAUUUGAAGAUCCAGAUUCAGGCACUUAAAUCUCCUUGUAUUUCUUGCCAACGGCUUGCUAGGAGUCACCUCGACUAUAAAACAUUAAACAAUAUUGAAGUCCUUGACAGCACGCAUGUGAUGCUACCACCAAUAUCUGUCUAUAAUGGAUUAGACAUAUGCUUGGUUGCAUGGAUUCUCUGGCCCGACGAGGAAAGUAAAGCAGUGCCAAACCUUGACAAGUUGGUGAAGAGACGGCUACAUAGUGAGGCUGCAGCAGCUGCAAAUCGUGAUGGCAGAUGGAGAAAUCAGAUGCACAAAGCAGCACACGAUGGUUGCUGUAGGCGUGCUGCGCAGACAAGAGCAUUGGGUUCUGUUUUGAGGAUCUUACUUGUUUCUCAAAAUCUUAAUGAUUUAGUAGAAACAGUCGAGGGUCCAUUGGUCAAUGUUCUUGCUGAUAUGGAACUCUGGGGAAUUGGUGCUGACAUGGAGGCUUGUCUCCGUGCGAGGCAUAUUAUAAUAAAAAGGCUGAAGGAGCUAGAGAAAGAAGCAUACAAAUUAGUCGGCAAGAGUUUCUCGCUAAAUUCCAAUGCUGACAUAGCGGACAUUCUUUAUACACACUUGAAACUCCCAGUCCCAAAAGGUAUCGAGAAAGGAAAAUUACAUCCUAGCACUGAUAAGCAGUCUCUAGACCAUCUAAGGGAUUUGCACCCAAUUAUCUCAGUAAUUAGGGAUCAUAGAACAUUGGCCAAACUGUUGAAUGGCACAUUGGGGUCCAUUUGUUCACGGGCUCAGUUGUGCAGCAAAUCUCAAAGGCACAUCAUACAUGGAAAUUGGCUUCAGACAUCAACUGCUACUGGUCGACUGUCAAUGGAAGAGCCAAAUCUCCAGUGUGUUGAGCACAUGGUGGAUUUUACAACAGGAAAGAAUGAUAAAGAUUUGACAAGCAUGUCAAUGGUUCAUCAUGAAAUCAAUGCCCGUGAUUUUUUUAUUCCCACACAAGAUAACUGGUUGUUGGUAACGGCUGAUUACUCUCAGAUUGAGUUGCGUUUCAUGGCGCAUUUUUCUAAAGAUCCUGUGUUGAUUGAGCUUCUAAGUAAACCAGAUGUUGAUGUGUUUACAAUGAUUGCUUCAAGAUGGAUCGGCAAAGAGGAGUCCUUGGUUUCUUCCAAGGACAGAGAUAACACAAAAAGAUUUAUUUAUGGCAUCCUCUACGGAAUGGGCGCCAACUCCCUCGCAGAACAACUCGAAUGCAGCCCAGAGGAAGCUGCACAGAAAAUCCAAAGUUUCAAGAGAUUCUUUCCAGGUGUUUCUUCGUGGUUACAUGCAGCUGUGGCAUCAUGUCGCCAAAAAGGAUAUGUGGAGACCUUGAUGGGACGACGACGUUUUCUUUCAAAAAUUACUGCUGGAAAUAGCACAGAGAAAGCUAAAGCACAGCGACAAGCAGUUAAUUCCAUUUGCCAGGGUUCAGCUGCUGAUAUUAUCAAGGUGGCUAUGCUUAAGGUUCAUUCUGUGAUUACCAAUGGGAAUUGUACAGUUGAUUCCAUGAAUGGGCUUAUGCAUAACUUUUCAGAAAUCAGAGGGCGCUGUCACCUUAUUCUGCAGGUGCAUGAUGAACUUGUGCUUGAAGUUGACCCAUCUAUGGUAGCUGAGGCGGGAAGGCUGCUACAGAUAAGCAUGGAAAAUGCAGCUUCACUCUUGGUACCUUUACGCACUAAAAUAAAGGUUGGAAAAACUUGGGGUUCUCUUGAGCCGUUCCAGCCAGAGCCUUGAUGCAAUGGUGACUGGUUGAAUCAGGUCAUGGUUUCUGGUUCUCUGUCAGAGGGACCUGCGGUUGCUUUGCGUAUCUUCUGUCCUCGGAUCUAAUGAACGGUACCACCAGCAAACAUGGUGAUUCUCAGGGAACCUCGCAAGAGGGCAUGACGAUUGUGCAUGCUGUCAUUCAACUUCUUCGAGGAUAUCGACCAGCAGGUUCUUACAUACGGAGUAUUUUAUAAAUGAGUUGCCUGAAGGGUAGGACAUCUCAGAGAAGUCGAGGCUCCUCUCUAAAGCCCUUCAUGUCCAUUGACAUCACCAAACUUAACUGGGCCGUCAGAUCUUGAUUUUGCGGUGAGGUCAAAUGAAUUUGAUUUCCCAUCUGUCUGAAUCUGAUGAGGCCAAGCCUACGCAUACAUCUAUUUGUCUCAAGAGUGGAGAGAUCCCACGCCAUGCGGCACAGAGUGACUAGUUUUUUGGUGUAUAUGAAUAGUUUUACGGGUGUUGGUAGCUGGGUGUAUAUAGCUAUGCUGUGUUUGGUAUGUAGCCUCUGUAUUUUCUGGGACAUGUUAGCAUGUAUUUGAGGAUACAUACUACCACAAUUAUGAGAUGGAAUGGAAAAUGAAUUUUGUACAGAAUUUUAGGUUGUAGCAUGGUUAUAGCACAAACAUUAUGGUCUGAAAAAA